AAUAUGGUUAGCAUAAUGUACUUUGACCCUUCUCGCUUCCCCUCGUACCAAAACAAGGCUGGUCGGAAGUGGCAUCUCUUUGCUAUGGCAAAAAGGAAUCACAACAAAAACACUAAAGAGACGUCGUCGGUCAGAUCAGCAACCAAGCCACAUGACAAAGAAAUGGCACAAACAUCAAGAAAACAUGCCAUGUUUUAUGUUGCAAUUAUUGUACUAUUUGUAGCUGUUUGUGUGGCUCCAUUGACAGCUGAAAUAUUUUCCCCUGGAUUAUCUCACUAUAAGCAACACACAAACUUAAAGAUGGAUCAGGCUUUUCUGACUGUCAUCAAUGAACUGGACACUGAGGUAGCGGUAUCCUGGGUGUCGCAGCGGUGCUAUCAGUGUCUUUAUCAACAGCUUGGGGUGGUCCCGGCUGUGACAACUCCAGGUCAACCAAGCUCUCAGGAGUUCACUGUAAGCACGCAACAUGAAAUUACACUACAACUCAACAGCACUACUGUCAGCCAAGACCUCUGCAGAGUUCCGUUCCACUUUGGGGAGCAUGGAAACUAUUCUCUAUGGGUGAAAAAUAUAAAUACUUCAGCGGUCAAUUGCUCCAUUGUAACUGAUGCAGAUCCUGUCAACAGCUACAUACCCAUCUUGGUAGCGUUCCUCGUCUUUGCUGGAUUGGGGUUAAUGUCUGCUCUUCUAAGAGCUAUAGUGGGAUUGGAUAUUGUGAGGGGCAUCCUCUUCAGAAUCGGUGGUACCUUUGAGACAGAGAGGCUCAUCAACUCUGAACUCGGCUCUCCUGGUAGGACAGUGACACCAGUUACUGACAACAUCCUCCCCCCGCCACCCAGUCCCAGCAAGAGGCUACGAUCGUUGGACACAUUCAGAGGGAUCUCCUUGGUUAUUAUGGUGUUUGUCAACUAUGGAGGAGGGCGAUACUGGUUCUUCAGACAUGAAAGCUGGAACGGUCUUAGUGUUGCAGAUCUGGUCUUCCCCUGGUUUGUUUUCAUAAUGGGAACAUCCAUUGCGCUUUCAAUCAAUUCCCUGCUCCGCUCAGGCUCGAGGCGCACCUCACUGCUGAAGAAAGUAGUGUGGAGGAGUCUGCAGCUCUUCAUCAUCGGCGUCCUCAUCAUCAAUCCCAACUAUUGCCUGGGGCCUUUGUCAUGGGACAACCUGCGGAUUCCAGGUGUGCUACAGCGCCUGUCCUGGUCAUAUCUGGUUGUAGCUUGUCUGGAUCUGUUGGUUGCCAGAGGUCACGUUGACAUCCUCCCAACGAAUGCAUGGUGGUCCUCUUGUGUUGAUGUCCUGCUCUACUGGCCCGCCUGGCUCUUUGUGGUCCUCUUAGAAGUCCUUUGGCUCUGCCUCACUUUUCUACUUCCUGUGCCAGGCUGCCCAAGUGGUUAUCUUGGUCCAGGCGGCAUCGGGGACAUGGGCAUGCAUGCCAAUUGUACCGGUGGAGCAGCUGGUCUUGUUGACCGCUGGCUGCUCGGAGAAAACCACAUCUACCAAACACCAUCAUCACGGGUCAUAUACGACACUCAUGUGCCAUACGAUCCUGAGGGUGUUCUUGGCAGCAUCAACUCCAUCCUUAUGGCUUUUCUUGGCUUGCAGGCAGGAAAGAUAAUCAUACAUUACAGAGAUCUUCACUCAAGUAUUAUAUCAAGAUUUCUUAUUUGGGGUCUCUUUUUGGGAGUCAUUUCAGCUGUUCUCACCAAGUGUUCCACAGACCAGGGGUUCAUUCCUGUCAAUAAGAACCUAUGGUCUCUGUCCUAUGUGACAACACUGGCCUGUUUUGCCUUUGUGUUGUUUGUACUGGUCUACUACAGCGUUGAUGUGAAAAAGUGGUGGUCUGGAGCACCUUUCAUCUAUCCUGGCAUGAACUCUAUACUUGUGUAUGUGGGCCAUAAGGUGUUUGAGGACUACUUCCCCUUCCGGUGGCGCAUGGUCAACACUCAAUCCCAUGCUGAGCACCUCACACAGAACCUGGUGGCUGUUUCCUGUUGGGUCCUUAUCUCCUACAUUCUCUACAGGAAAAAGAUUUUCUUGAAAAUUUGAAAAAUGGAGGGCGUUUGAAUGAAUGACUUUGCAUUCAGCCAGAAAGGGUUUUUUUUUUGUGAUCAUUGCUGAAGUUAUCUACAAACGCUUUUGGAAAUGAUGAGGCUAUUUUAUCACGUAUGGACUAUAUUUUUGUUCUCCUUUUUCCCCAAAAGAGGUUAUUUCGGUCGCAUCCAUACUGUAUGUAGAACAGUUUGAUGGCUUCUGACAGAACCUCAGCUGAUAUAUCUCAUAACUUGGGGAGAACUCUUGAGCAUAUAAUGAAUUAAUUAUAAAGUAUAUAAUGAAUGUCACUGUGCAUCUUUAUUUUCCCCAAUAUUUGCACUGUAGACUGCAGUAGCAGGAUAGAAAAGUGAUGGUCUGCUGGUUGGGUGCUUGUGAAGUUGCUAAAGGUUAAGCGCAAUCAGCACUUGAUGGAUUAUUAACUGUAAUUUUUCAAGAAUGGAAGCAAUAACAUAUAGCUUUCUAGGCCCUUUGUUACAUUUUCCUAGAAGACAAUGGAUCAUGUUCACUUUUCAAAUCUCAUGUGGAACUGACCUAAGUGACAGCAAAAGCUAUUGUGAACCCCUUCAUAGUAAAUGCCCAAUAUUAAUCAUUAUUAUUAUUAUAUUAAUAUUAUCAUAUUCUAUACCACUUAUCCUCACGAGGGUCGCGGGCACGCUGGAGCCUAUCCCAGCUGUCUUUGGUUGAGAGGCAGGGUACACACUGGACUAGCUGCCAAUUAACCUAACAUGUUUUUGGAAUGUGGGAGGAAACCGGAGUACCAGGAGGAACAUGCCCAAUAUUGCCAAAUGUUUAAUUACAAAAGAGUAUUAAAGUUCAAUAUCUCUAGCUUGAUAAUAAUGUUCUCUGCGUAUGCAUGAAAUAUGUGUUUUUUAUGUUCAAAAAAGUGUUUUUAUGUUCUCAUAAAUUCACCCACUUUAUUUUACAAUGCGACCAGGUCUUAGAAGAGACCUGUCUUUAAAUUGCUUUGAAAAUCACAUUGCUGUAUCGAUGAUAAAAUUGUUUUGUAACUUUUAUACUACCAAAAACUGGGUUCAAAAGGAGGUUUAUGUAAUAAAAUUAUGCUGAAUAUUCA
Messenger RNA from Doryrhamphus excisus (bluestripe pipefish), 3121 nucleotides. RefSeq names its product heparan-alpha-glucosaminide N-acetyltransferase (gene hgsnat). NCBI's taxonomy places the organism in Eukaryota, Metazoa, Chordata, Actinopteri, Syngnathiformes, Syngnathidae. The record is from RefSeq and is a predicted model, not a curated record.